Molecule: messenger RNA, 2718 nt
Organism: Gallus gallus (chicken)
Lineage: Eukaryota; Metazoa; Chordata; Aves; Galliformes; Phasianidae
Gene: CAPSL
Product: calcyphosine like
Exons: 6
Coding region: 388-1014 (208 amino acids)
Molecular function (GO): calcium ion binding
Source: RefSeq, a predicted model, not a curated record
GAGAUGGAUGAGGAAGCUCUACCGUAAGCCCAGACCUGUGUGCCCUCUGCUUGCUGGGCGAGAGCCUGGGAGCAGCUGGGGCUCCUUGCUGUCACAGCCCUGAAACCCAAGUGGUAGCCCACGUGCAGGAUAGCGUUGCAGUGGUUAUUCUGUAGGCACCUUAUAGUGUGCCCCUGGCACACGCUGUGCUAUGCAUGUCAGUUCUCUUGUUCAAAGCAUAGGGAGAGGCAUAUAAGUUAAAAACAACCUGUAGGAAGAGCUGCUUGGAGUCAGUAAACAAAGAAGAAGCAGAGGACAAGAGAUCAGGAAAAGCUUUCAGCCCCCUGGAGAGCAGUGUCACUGGUGACAAAUCCCCUUGGAGUUGUGCUGUUUUGAUCUCUUGUUGCAAUGCCAGGCACAGCGAGGCAUGACCGAGAGAUGGCAAUCCAGGCCAAAAGGAAUCUGUCCAAAACCACUGACCCGGUAGAAAGACUUCGACUGAAGUGUUUAGCAAGAGGGUCUGCAGGCAUCAAAGGACUUGGCAAAGUAUUUCAGAUUAUGGAUGACGACAACAGCAGGACCCUUGAUUUCAAAGAAUUUGUGAAAGGAUUAAAUGAUUAUGCUAUGAUGAUAGACAAGGAAGAAGCACAAGAGAUUUUCCGGAUAUUUGAUAAAGAUGGCAGUGGAACAAUAGAUUUUGAUGAAUUUCUGGUUACACUUAGACCUCCAAUGUCAAAUGCCAGAAAAGAGAUCAUCAUGCAGGCAUUUAGGAAGUUAGAUAAAACUGGAGAUGGUGUCAUCACAAUUGAAGACUUACGGGGGGUGUAUAAUGCAAAGCACCAUCCCAAAUAUCAAAAUGGAGACUGGACAGAAGAUCAAGUUUUUAGGGCCUUUCUGGAUAAUUUUGAUUCACCUUAUGACAAAGAUGGGAAGGUCACAACAGAAGAAUUCAUGAACUACUAUGCAGGAGUCAGCGCCUCAAUAGACACCGACGUCUAUUUCAUCGUCAUGAUGAAGAAUGCCUGGAAACUCUGAUUGUAUGAUUAAAUGAAUGAGACUUUACUUCCAUAUUUUGUAGGUUCCCAUGAUUCAGUGUAUGCACAAUAGGUUCCCAUGAUGCAGUGUAUGCAUUUUCCAAAAUAGCAGCUUCCAGUAACUGUGCCAAUUAAAGUUCAUCUACAGAAGUAAUUCCCAGAUGCUUUGGUAGAUUGAGCCUCAGGGGAUGGACAGUGCAGUCAGAGAGCAGAUCUGGAAUCCAGCCACGGUGCAGAUCUAUCUCUUUUCUGCCUGCAUCCCUGACACAUCUUCUCUUCCCUGAGAUGAGGUGCUUUUCUCACAUGUCACCGUUUUUCCCCUGAUUCUUGAAUGUUUUCCCCCUCCAUCUCUGUUGGGCAAAGGAUGCAAGAGGAGGAAAAUGAGAUGUUCUGGGAGGGUGAUUGCCUGAUGCAGCACCAGUGACAGUGUCCCAGCAGGGACCAGCCUCCUCGGUGCAGGCUGGAGGGCCAACACUCCUCUCCUGCAGCAUCUCCUAACUUCUCAGCUCUCACCAGUGGGACAGAGCAGCUGCCUGAGUGCUCACCUUGGAGUGCUGGAGGCUGGAGGGGGAACAAAUCAAGCAGGAGAGACAUGGACCAUUUUUAAGUGUCAAAGAGUCUUUAAAACCCUGAUUUUUCCAUGACUUACAAACAAUAAUGCUCAAUAUGCAGCCAUCUUUCUUGCACAUCCCUUGUUUCAAACCUGUGUGUAUCUGUUGGUUGUUUCCCUGCCUUUAGUUUCUUUCUUUUUGUACUCUGAAACCAUUUCACUAAUGGUUUGCUUUAAAGGAUAAGAUUGUGUUACUGCAUUUUCUUCUCUCUGUUCUCGGAACGUUUACCAGCUGGGUACCCAUUGUCUGUACACACCGACACCUAGUUGUGUGUACACAAGUUGCCUACUGCUUUUUAUACUUGUACUGGGUUAUGACCAAGCUCAUGACUUCAGAAAACUUUCUGGGAACUCAAGAACUUAAAAUUUUCUUAUCAUCUUUUGUUUCUGUUGCUGUAUAAAGGAUGGGAACUGACAUUUCUCCUGCUAUCCUCACCAGUGGGACUGCCCAAGUUCUGAGAUCUGCUGGCCUCUCCCCAUGCAGCGCGUGGGGAAAUGGCACAAUGAGGAAACAUUUUCAAACAUGGCAUCUGGGGAGGGGGAACGUAUCUAAUUGUUCCUGCCUUGAUUUCUUUUCCUUUUGUCUUCUUUCUAUUUCUCUCACAUCAUGCUGCUGUUCUCCCAGACUGAACUGUUGCCACUGUGACAGAGUAAAUGGCUUGUGCACAGCAGCAUUUGCUGUUUAAGGUUGGUUGCCAGCUAAAAGCAGUACAGACUUAUACACUGUACUUUUGAAUGAGCCUGAAUGAUGAAGUCUCUGCUUGUACUUAGUCUAGAUUGCUAGAAGUUCAGGUACUGCAGCCCUGGGUGCUCUGGUUCUGUGCAAGCUCUGCUUGUGUUUUUUCUAGCCAUUGCCUCAGUAGAAGCCAUAGCAGUUUGCAGCUCCUGAGUAAAGGCUGUGCAAACUCAAUUGUCUUCUCUGAUCUGCAAGCCUCCAGAUACCUGGCUAAUGCUGUAACCUUGUGUGAAGUGUCUAUUUGUGAUUGACAUUGACCGUAUGAGGAGUCUUUACCUAUUGGAAUGCUACUGAGGUGCCAACAUAGCUUGUAUGAAAAGCAAACUUGAAGUGAAAUAGAGGCCUUACGCGUCCUGGCA